Bactrocera oleae (olive fruit fly) is the source of this 2656-nucleotide messenger RNA. The record is from RefSeq and is a predicted model, not a curated record. NCBI's taxonomy places the organism in Eukaryota, Metazoa, Arthropoda, Insecta, Diptera, Tephritidae.
GCAUAGUUUCCGAAGUGUGUAGUACUUAAGACGAAACCGGGCCAAUUUUUAUUUAUUUUGCUUGGCCUACAUUUGUGGACAAAAACUAUAUUCUAGUUGUCUGACCAUUUCUUCGGACAUUCCACUAUUGUCUUGGACAAUAACCCACGCUAAAUUUUAUGAAUACACGACGAGAGUCAAAUGAUAAAGUUUUUCAUAUAAGAAAUGUGGCGUUGACUUAGAAAAUAAUUCGUACCGAAUUUCUUGAAGAUACCUUAAUAAAAAGUUCCAUGCAAGCACUUGGUUCAGUUUGUAUGACAUAUACGACAUCGGCGUUUCCGACAAAUGAACAGCUUCUUGGGGAGAAAAGGACGUAUGCAAAAUUUACAGACAGACGGCCGGAUUUAGCCAUCGGCUCGUCAUGCCGAUCAUUUAUAUAUAUUUUUUAUAGAGUCUAACAUAUGCUGGUUAUAAACUUUGUAGCAAACUUAAUGCUCCAUCAGUUUGUAAUCCAUAUUUUUUUUUUAGUUAAUCUUCACAUGUAUACGAAUUUAAUAAAAAUAGAACCAAUCUAAUAUCGCAGGUUCAUAGCAUUCAGGACAUUUUAUAAACCUACUUUAUGUUACUGUAUUAUAAUAUGCUUUUAUUUAAAUAUCUGUGCCCAAAAAACAGUGAUUUCGCUUUACCAGAGAUAAGCUUUACUACAGGCAGGUGUAAAGGGAUGCCGAACUUAUUCCGGUGUGAGAGCGCCUCAAAAUUUACGUUUUUCAUAACAUUUUCCAUUGUAGCCAGAUCGGAUAAAAUAAUAAUUUGUGGGCAUUUAAAUUAAAACACCCAACAUUUAUUACGAUUAAAAAUUAUUAUAUAUAUAUUGGACUUUUAAUAUAUGGAGAAACUAUUUAAAUAUUUUUGUAUGAUUUUAUGGUAUAUUAAACCAACUGACUUUUGAACUUCCAAUACUUAAUAAAUAGAUUUAAGUAUGUUAUCUCUCAAUUAAUAAUUGUUUUUAAUAAUUUUCAAUUGAAAAUUAAUAGUAUGAUGCAUCACAUUACAAAACAUUUCAUCAAAUACAUUUAUAAUUUGUGUUUUCUUUAAUUUUCAAGCUUUUAAAUUUUUUAUUAGUGAUCUUGGACGGCGGCAGCAAAUACCUCCGUUCACAUAUAUUUUUGGUAGAGUUUCAAGUCGUUCCAAUUGCGAUACGUCAAAACCUACCCGUCUGCGGCACAGUCUGGCAACCCUUAUAUAGUAGCUCUUUAACAAGAAAAAUUUUCUUGUAUGAACUAGCUCUCAUUCGUGGGGAAAUAUGAAACGAAAAUCAGUUACGGGCCACAGAAUUAAAUUGACUGUGAAAAAAAUGGAUAGAUAAACUUAGAAUUAAACAAACAGUAACAAUCUUUGUUAUUUUAUUAAAUUAACACCAACAGUAUUAACAAAAUAUGGCAUCCAUGCAAAUGAUAAAGAUAAGAUCCUUAAAAAAUGAACAUCAAAGCACUUACGGCAGUAAUAUGCGUUUUUGUGGGAUGUUGUAGCAAUGUUGUAUUUCUAGAGUAUCUCGUAAAAGAAGAUCCCGGGGCUGGGAAUCUCAUAACAUUUUCACAGUUUCUGUUUAUUGCUCUUGAGGGGUUAGUACAUACAAUUGCGGCUCGCAAUUUUGUGCCGAAAAUACCUCUGCGUAAUUACUCCCUUCUUGUAAUUAUGUUUUUUAUAACAAGUGUGGCCAACAACUUUGCUUUUGACUUCAAUAUACCAAUGCCUUUACAUAUGAUAUUUAGAGCUGGAUCACUUAUUGCUAACAUGAUAAUGGGAAUACUUAUUUUGAAAAAGAAUUAUAUUUUCUCCAAGUAUUUGUCCGUUUUUAUGAUAACCGUUGGAAUUGUGUUGUGUACAAUUAUUUCGGGAAGUAGUGUGAAAAGUACCACUGUAACAGAACCAACAGAGACUGUAAAUGUUGGAUACUCCGACUUUUUUAUAUGGAUACUUGGGAUAGGUUUACUCUCCAUUGCUCUUUUCAUAUCUGCAUAUAUGGGAAUUUGUCAAGAAACUCUGUACAAAAAAUUUGGCAAACAUCCUCAAGAAGCUCUCUUCUUUACGCACUUGAUUCCCUUACCUGGUUUCCUUUUCAUAUAUAAAAACAUUUGGGAACAUUUCAGUAUUGCAACACAUAGUGAACCAAUGGCAUUACCAAUAAUUUCUAUGAUGGGGUUUAAUGUUGAAAUUCCUCAAAUGAUAUUUUAUUUAAUGUGCAACGUUAUCACGCAGUAUCUAUGUAUAAGAUCGGUGUAUAUUUUGACAACUGAGUGUGCAUCAUUAACAGUAACACUUGUCGUAACAUUGAGGAAGUUUGUAUCAUUGCUUUUUUCUAUUUUAUAUUUCAAAAAUCCGUUUACAAUUUAUCAUUGGCUUGGUACGGGACUGGUUUUUUUCGGUACGUUAAUCUUUACUGAAGUAGUUCCAAGAAUUUCUGAGCAAAUGCAACUUAGAAAACAUAAAAAAGAAUAAAUAAACAAAAGUAUAUGCGUUUACAUUCUUAAAGACCCGUUUAUAUUAAGCCAAUGUAACGUAACAUAAAUUGUAAAUAGGUUUUUUGUUUGGUAAUGAAAAUUUGUAUUUUUAAAUGUAUAUACUAGUGUAUAAUUUGUGUAUAUGAUUAGAUAAAAUAAAAAUUCAAUAGAUGUAA